Molecule: messenger RNA, 5380 nt
Organism: Leucoraja erinaceus (little skate)
Lineage: Eukaryota; Metazoa; Chordata; Chondrichthyes; Rajiformes; Rajidae
Gene: p2rx1
Product: purinergic receptor P2X, ligand-gated ion channel, 1
Exons: 11
Coding region: 3036-4286 (416 amino acids)
Biological process (GO): monoatomic cation transmembrane transport; response to ATP
Cellular component (GO): plasma membrane; nuclear inner membrane
Molecular function (GO): extracellularly ATP-gated monoatomic cation channel activity; purinergic nucleotide receptor activity
Source: RefSeq, a predicted model, not a curated record
UCAGGCUCCUGUAACUGGCAGGGGUGAAUUGAAUGUAUGACCAGGGUGGUGUGGGUCUCUGAUGAUGCUGCCUGGCUUUUUUGAGGCAGCGACUCCUGUAAAUCCCUUCAAUGGUUGUGAAACAGAACUUGUGAUGGGCUGGGCAGUGUUCACAGCUUUUUGCAUGGGGAUAGUGCAGGAGAGAGGUGCUGAAGUGGAAGAUCAGCCCUGGUCCUGAUGAAAGGAGCAGGUCUAAAUGGCCUUAUCCGGCUCCUAUAUUUGUAUAGUUAUGAGAUAUUUCCUGUUCAGAUGAAUGGACACUCAUGGCAGAAGAAUAUAAGCCAUUUAAGCAGAAUAAAAUAGGAAAGCAUCACAUUGUUAAAAUGCUGAAUGAUUGAAAGGUGUUUUAUUCAGCACCUGUGUCUGCCUGAAGACCAAUAACUGAAAGGUAAAUGUUGGUACAACAAGCAAUUUGAAGGUAAUGGCCAGCUGGUCUUUAUUGCAACAGGAUUCAAGUCCAAAACUAGAGGCAUCUUAUAAGGACACAAAGUGCUGGAGUAACUCAGCAGACAGGCAGCAUCUCUGGAGGUUACUCCAAUACUUUGUAUCCUUUUGUGUACUCCAGAGAUGCUGCCUGACCUGCUGAGUUACUCCAGCACUUAAUGUCCAUUUGUAUAAACCAGCAUCAGCGGUUCCUUGUUUCUACAUUUUGACUGCUCCGCUAUGAAAUCUCCUCACAGCAUGCCUACUUUAAAGACGUUCUCCUCCGCUCUCUGAUGGGAGUACAGCGAGACCCUCUCUUACUGCUUCCCCUCUGCGAUUCCUGCUGCUGCCCUUUACUGCAGUCUGAAGUAGGGUCCUGACGUGAAACAUCGCCUAUCCAUGUUCUCCAGAGAUGCUGCCCGACCCGCUGAGAUCACUCCGGCACUUGACAUAUUGUGUCCAGGUCUGGUCUCCCUGCCUAGGGAUGGAUAUAUUUGUAAUAGCGUGAGAAGGCUCGCCAGAAUAUUAUCGCAUCCAAAGAGGAGAAAAUAAACAAACUGGGUUGUAAAGUUUUAGUACAAUGAGGAUGUGAGGUAAUUUCAUUGAAAUGUUCAAUGUUCUUAAGGAGUUUGACAGUGUGUAUCUAGCAAUGGCAUUUCCAGACUAAGGUGUCUAUAAUCAGGAUCACAGUCUCCAUAUACAGUGCAUUCAGAAAGUAUUCAGACCCCUUCACUUUUUCCACAUUUUGUCACGUUACAGCCUUAUUCUAAAAUGGAUUAAAACAUUUUUUUUAAUCAUGAAUCUACACACAAUACCUCACAAUAUAAAAGUGAAAACAGGUGUUUAGAAAAUUUUGCAAAUUAAUUAAAAAUAAAUAACUGAAAAUAUCACAUUUACAUAAGUAUUCAGACCCUUUGCUAUGAUUCUCAAAAAUUGUCCGUAGACCUCUGAGUCAGGAUUGUGUCGAGACACGGAUCUGGGGAAGGGUAUAAAAUAAUUUCUGCAGCAUUGCAGAUCCCAAAGAGCACAGUGGCCUCUGUCAUUCUUAAAUGGAAGAACUUUGAAACCAACAGGACUCUUCAGAGAGCUGGCCGCCCGGCCAAACUGAGCAAUCGGGGGAGAAGGGCCUUGGUCAGGGAGGUGACCAAAAACCUAAUGGUCACUCGGACAGAGCUUCAGAGUUCCUCUGUGGAGAUGGGAGAACCUUCCAGAAGGGCAACUAUAUCAGCAGCACACCACCAAUCAGCCCUUUAUAGUACAAUGGCCAGACGAAAGCCACUCGUCAGUAAAAGGCACAUGACAGCCCGCUUGGAGUUUGCCAAAAGGCACCUAAACAAGGUUCUCUGGUCUGAUCAAACCAAGAUUGAACUCUUUGGCCUGAAUGCCAAGUGUCACGUCUGGAGGAAACCAGGCACAGCUCAUCACUUUACCUAAGAUGAAGCACGGUGGUGGCAGCAUCAUGCUGUAGGGAUGUUUUUCAGCGGCAGGAACUGGGAGACUAGUCAGGAUCGAGGGAAAGAUGAACUGAGCAAAGUACAGAGAGAUCCAUGAUGAAAACUUGCUCCAGAGCGUUCAGGACCUCAGACUGGGGUGGAGGUUCACCUACCAACAGGACAACGACCCUAAGCACACAGCCAAGACAAUGCAGGAGUGGCUUCGUGCCAAGUCUGUGAGAGGAUCUGCAGAGAAGAAUGGGAGAAAUUACCCAAAUACAGGUGUGCCACGCUUGUAGCGUCAUACCCAAUAAGAAUUGAGGCUGUAAUCAUUGCCAAAGGUGCCUCAACAAAGUACUGAGUGAAGGGUCUGAAUAUUUAUGUAAAUGUGAUAUUUCAGUUAUUUAUUUUUAAUUAUUUGCAAAAAUUUCUAAACACCUUGUUUUGCUUUUUCAUUAUGGGGUAUUGUGCAUAGAAGAACGGUGAAAAAAAAUGAAUGUAAUCCAUUUUAGAAUAAGGCUGCAACAUAACAAAAUAUGGAAAAAGUGAAGGGGUUUGAAUACUUUCUGAAUGCACUGUAAGGAAUACAUCACUCAAGGCUGAGAUGAGAAUAAACUUCUUCACUCAGAGGACAGUAAAUCUUCAGAUUUUUCUACCCAAGGCAGUGGCGGUUCAAUAACUGGAGGUACAUUCAGAUUAGAGGUGGAUAGAUUUUGGGGAAAUUUAAGGAAUUGAGGGGUGCAAAAGAGUGGAGUUUUGUUAAAAGACGGGGAUAGGCUCAAGAUGUGUGGGCUGAAUAGCCCAUUCGUGCUUCUAUUUUGUUUUAAGUUUCGCUGGCUUUGCCUGAGGUCACAUUCCAAAACGAGAAUCGUAAUAAAAACAGGCCCUUUCUUGUCCUGAUGCCAAACAAUCGGUUCACAAAGGGUUAACAAGCCGUCUCCGGCAGAUCCAUUUUUUUCACUCGUAUGGAACUGGUCCCAAAUACAUCACCCGAUGGGAAAGUGCUUGUUCUUACUCAUGAAAUACCUUUGUCAAUAUGCUCCACCCACCAGAUACCAGCAAUGAAUUCCAGACAGAUGUAUAGAAGGGCAGUGAAGUUUCCAGCUCGAAUCAGUGUGGGGAAUCUUCACUCCAGAGACCAUGGGAUCCAACAAACUGAGUGAAAAUGUGUCUGGCUUUUUAUUUGAGUACAAGACCCCUCGGUUGAUAGCUCUGAGGGACAAGAGGGUCGGACUAAUUUUCCGGCUGAUCCAGCUCGUUGUGCUUGCGUACGUUGUGGGCUGGGUUUUUAUCUACGAGAAGGGCUACCAGAGCACAGGCUCCACCAUCAGCUCCGUCUCCGUGAAGGUGAAAGGCUUCGGCUUCACCAACCUCUCCAGCGUUGGCCCCAAGGUGCUGGACGUGGUUGACUACACUUUCCCAUCGCAGGCUGUUAACUACAGUAUCACUCAGAGUGAAGAGAGGGAAUUACUUACUUAUCUCUCUCUGCCUCUCAUCACCUGUCUGUGUUUCCUUCCUAAGGGAUCGAGCUCCUUUGUCAUAAUGACCAAUUACAUCCUAACUCGGAAGCAGUCCAUGAAGUUCUGCGGACAGCAUCGAACGUCCGGAGAGUGUGGAGCAGACAGCGACUGUCCCACUGGGAAGUUUAGCCGCUAUGGACAAGGCAUGAUGAGUGGGAGCUGCCGGAACAACUCUGCGGGAGUGAAGACCUGUGAGAUCUUCGGCUGGUGCCCCGUGGAAGAUGACCUCCAUCUUCCAAAUCCGCCCUUGCUGAUGGCUGCAGAGAACUUCACCAUUUUUAUCAAGAACUCGGUCACUUUCACAGCCUUCGGCGUUUCAAGGAGGAAUUUGGUGGAAUUCAUUACCAAGGCAUAUCUGCGCAACUGCACUUACCACAAGGUCCAUCACCCCCUCUGUCCUGUGUUUCGUUUGGGACACAUUGCUGAAGAGAUAAAGGAGAACUUCUCUACACUGGCAUACAGAGGAGCCAUGAUUGGCAUCGUGAUAGACUGGGACUGUGACCUGGACUGGCCAGUGACUGACUGCAAACCCACCUACAGCUUCCACCAGCACUACCGGAGCCUGACCAAGGACCAGGUGUCAGUGGGCUUCAACUUCAGGUAUGCUAAAUACUAUGUGGAAAAUGGCACAGAAAUGAGAGAUCUCUACAAGGUCUUUGGAAUUCGGUUUGAUGUGAUGGUGCACGGAAAGGCUGGUAAAUUUAACAUCAUCCCGACCAUGACAACCAUCGGCUCUGGGAUCGGUGUGUUUGGGGUGGCGACUAUUGUGUGUGACUUAGUCCUCCUUCACCUCCUCCCAAAACGCAACUACUACAAGCAAAAGAAGUUCAAGAACGUGGAAUCAUCACUCCGAGCAGGGAGUGGACAUUAGGCAUCGCCUGGACAGGCUGACCCUGCAACUCUGACCCAGUGCCACCAACAGGACAAUAGGCCUUUAUGGCCAAGUUAGGUUUUUAACAACGUUUGACUUGAAUUAUACAAAAUGGCGCCAGAAACGUGGCAACUCUAGAGAACUGUCUCAGUGAAAUCUACUCUUCCUACACUUGUUAAGUAUGAUUCUGCCUUCGCAUUGUAAGAUUUUGACUGAACUGUAUGCAUGUGACAAUAAAGUACAUUUGAACCAUUGAGUUGUCCAGCAGCAGCUCCCCAAGGUAACGUUGCCUCAAGAAGCAGCCAACGUAAGCAAUGACCACUCACACCCCAGUCAUUCCCUCUUCUCCGCUCUCCCACCAGGCAGAAGACACAAAAGCUUGAAAGCACAUGGCACCAGAUUGAAGAAAGGCUUCUUCCUUGCUGUUAUCAGUUGACUGAACAGACCUUUCAUGUACUUGGGAUGAAUUCCAGAUCUUCCAAUCUAUCUCGGUUGCGCCCUUGUAAUUGUUUCAUAUCGGUACUUAUAACACUGGCAGUAACACUGUAUUCUUCACUCUGUUUCCACCCUCUUUUAUAACGCAUGAUGUACUCAUGUGUGGUGUGAUUUGCCCAGGAUAACACGCACAACAAACUGGUUCUUUGUGUCUUGGUACAUGUGACAAUAAACAUAAACUAACCACACCAAACCAAAUUAUCCAACGCACGCUCACUCCGUUUACUUUUAGGAACCUGAAUAGUCUGGACUGAGGAGUUCAAUAAAACUUACACUUGAUCCUGGCUCUUUGAUUAGCUUCGAUUAACUAGUGGGAUGACAAUAUUGCCUUCUCAGGCAAUGGCAUGAUGUUAUUGGAUUUGCUUCCAACAGAGACCAAAGACUAACAAAGAUGCCCUUCCUCUUACUCCUGAAGAAAUGCCCAGGCAGAAUGAGUCCUGUCAUCAGAACCAUGUCUUCUGCGUAUCAGAAAAAUGCCAAUCCAAUUCAACUAGAGCAAACUGACAGCAAAACAUGGCGGUGCCUGCAUGUGUAAAUAUGCAAAAAGGAACUCACUGUGCAGUUGCACGUGACAAAUAAAGCCAGCAUGACAAGUCAAU